This is a messenger RNA of Hemiscyllium ocellatum (epaulette shark), 1393 nucleotides long. It is a transcript of the gene pggt1b, whose product is annotated as protein geranylgeranyltransferase type I, beta subunit. Bases 26 to 1138 code for a protein of 370 amino acids. Gene Ontology annotation, cellular component: CAAX-protein geranylgeranyltransferase complex. Gene Ontology annotation, molecular function: CAAX-protein geranylgeranyltransferase activity. The record is from RefSeq and is a predicted model, not a curated record. The transcript has 9 exons. Lineage: Eukaryota; Metazoa; Chordata; Chondrichthyes; Orectolobiformes; Hemiscylliidae. Gene Ontology annotation, biological process: protein geranylgeranylation.
CGGGGCGUGUCCAUGGCGAUCCAACAUGGCCGAAGAGACGGCGCUUGGUGAGCAUCUGGAGUUCCUCAAGGAUCGGCACAUCUGCUUCUUCGAACGAUGUCUGAAGAUCUUACCCGAGAGGUACUGCUCACUGGAGACCAGUAGGUUGACCAUUGCUUUCUUUGCAUUAUCUGGCCUGGACAUCCUGAGUGCCUUGCAUCUAGUGGAUAAAACCAGCAUCAUUGAAUGGAUUUAUUCCCUCCAGGUCCUUCCCACUGAAGACAAAUCCAAUCUGGAUCGUUGUGGAUUCAGGGGAUCUUCACAUCUGGGAAUCCCGUAUAAUCAAUCGAAGGAUAAUGGUUCUCAUCAUUUAUACGAUAGUGGUCACAUAGCCAUGACAUAUACUGGUUUAGCUAGCCUAGUGAUCCUCGGAGAUGAUCUGAAACGGGUAAAUAAGGAAGCUUGUCUGGCAGGGCUUGGAGCUCUUCAACUGGAAGAUGGCAGUUUCUAUGCAGUACCAGAAGGAAGUGAAAAUGACAUGAGAUUUGUGUAUUGUGCCGCUUGUAUCUGCUAUAUGCUUAAUGAUUGGUCAGGAAUGAAUACACAGAAAGCCAUAGAAUAUAUCAGGAAAAGCAUGUCAUAUGACAGUGGACUUGCUCAGGGAGCCGGACUAGAAUCGCAUGGUGGAUCCACAUUUUGUGCCAUUGCUUCACUGUGUCUAAUGGGAAAACUGAAUGAGGUUUUUUCUGAGAAGGAACUAAAUAGAAUAAGACGGUGGUGUAUAAUGAGGCAGCAAAAUGGUUUCCAUGGCCGACCCAAUAAACCUGUAGAUACCUGCUACUCAUUCUGGGUUGGCGCAACCCUAAAGCUUUUGCAGAUUUUCCAGUUUACUAAUUUUGAGAAAAACAGGAAUUACAUUUUGUCAACCCAAGAUCAUAUUGUUGGAGGAUUUGCAAAGUGGCCAGAUAGUCACCCAGAUGCUUUACAUGCGUACUUUGGAGUCUGUGGUCUGUCUUUAAUUGGAGAAUCUGGUGUUUGCAAAGUGCAUCCUGCACUGAAUAUGAGCAUAAGGGCUUUUCAACAUCUUCAGCACCUACAUCAGACAGCGGAAACUCAGGGGCAGGAGCUGCAAUCAGAAUCGAUGCCUGACUACACAUGACAAAGGUGGUUACAGAAUUAAAACUGAAACUAGAUCAAAUAUUCUAGCCCAAGGAAAAAGCCAUGUCAUAAAGAAGAGAUCUUGCUUGAGUGCUGAGACUCCAUAUUAAAAAAGACAGCUCUAAAGAAUGUUUGUUUUAAAAAUUAUCAUUGGUCAGUUAAUAGACCAAUUGCCAUUUGCUCUGAAUUCUGAUAAUGCAUUGAAUGUGUGUUUUGAGUGGAUGGAAGUUUGUCUAUAUUCUGUAGGAAAUCAUUU